AUGUCUGCAAUGUCUCCCUGCAUCAAAUCAACGGCAUGUGCAUGCUCCCAAAUAUAUAAGUGUCGUUUUUCUUGCCGUCUUUCUUGUCGUCCUUGUUGUCUCAUGUUUCAAAACAAGUUCCUUCACUCUCUUUUCAUUGUUCUCAGUAUUCCGUGGGACAUUCUCGUUGUGACUCUUCGCUACUACAUUUUCGGUGGCCUCAACUACAGAAAAUAUGAGUCCAGCUUGCUCAAUUGCAUCAAGAUGAGAGUGCUUAAAGCUUCUUUGGCAAUUGACAUGGAGUACUCCUAUCUACUUGCUCCUUAUAGCAACGGCUUUUUGAUCCGGUGGAUGCUUCCUAUGUUUUGCUCCACUCUUGUGAAAGAUCUUCCAGGCUUGGGGUACCAGUACGACGAGAAUUCAUUGUGGUUGGUCAAGCAGAGCCAAAGCACUAAGACAGAUCCGGUGAUCAUCUAUGCCCACGGCGGAGGCUAUUUCAUCCAGACAAUCAUCACACAGCUCAAGUCCAUUCUUGCUGUCUUCCAUUUGCUCGAGCCGGAAAUUAAAAGCAAGACAUCCAUUUUGUUUUUGGACUACAAGCUUGUGGGAGGUGGCCAUCCCUUUCCAACACAGUUGGAGCAGCUUCAUGCCACGUACUGCAGACUUUUGGACGACGGAUACUCCAACAUUCUGCUUAUGGGCGAUUCUGCCGGCGGCCAUCUUUCGGUAUCGUACACUCAGUAUUUGAAAAGCUUAAACCGGCCAGUGGAGUAUCCGAAAAACCUCAUUUUGAUCAGUCCGUGGCUCAAUGUGGCCCCUCAGCCCAACGAACUAGUGAAGGGCCGCUCUUGGAUCGACAACAAAGACUACGACUUGAUCCACUACUCUCGCUACGCCCAUAUUGAAAACCUUGCGACGAUCUUUGGGGACGUGGAUCCUUUUUCGUUGGUUCACGGGAUUAUGGCCAAAGUUCCGAAACAGAGAAGCGACUGGGACGACAUUCCCAACUACUCCAACAAGGACUACCACACGUUUUUGAUUUUUGGCGAACACGAGAGCUUUAGAGACGACAUUUUGGAGUGGGCCAAGUAUGCCUUUGAUCUUCCGUGGUACGAGGCUGUUACAUAUGGCAAUCUGCACAAGCUUUUCUCUCGCCAGCACUACGAGUUCAAAAGACGCAACAAAGAUGGGAAUGCCAGUCUCACCGCUUACGUUGAGCCGCUUGGGGUGCAUGACUCUAUGCUUUUUUUUGAAGAUGGAGUGGCGGAUCAGAUUGCCGACAAUAUUAGAAGCGGCCGGCCAAAUCUGGCGGACGACGUUGAUCCUGUGCGGUACUUUGGUGUUGUUCGUCUUGCAAACUUCUUGAACGAAACGUUGUGA
Molecule: messenger RNA, 1359 nt
Organism: Clavispora lusitaniae ATCC 42720
Lineage: Eukaryota; Fungi; Ascomycota; Pichiomycetes; Serinales; Metschnikowiaceae
Molecular function (GO): lipase activity
Source: RefSeq, a predicted model, not a curated record